UUCAUGAAAGGUGAUACAGAGCACUUCACAAAUGUGAAAGAAUAUAUUCCUCAUUAUGAAACAUUCAUAAAAGGUGAUACAGAGCACUUCACAAAUGUGAAAGAAUAUAUUCCUCAUUAUGAAACAUUCAUAAAG
Molecule: messenger RNA, 135 nt
Organism: Racocetra persica
Lineage: Eukaryota; Fungi; Glomeromycota; Glomeromycetes; Diversisporales; Gigasporaceae
Source: the annotation of a GenBank genome assembly